GUUUCGACGUGGAAACGCCAACGUGGCAGCGAGUAACCCUUUAUAAUGUGACCAACUUGACGUAAGAAGUAUCAGAUCUGUUGGAUGAAUCGAGCAAUAGCACUAUUCCGGACAUCUCUGAACGAUUGACGUAAUGAAUUUCGCCCUUUCCGCACUAGCCUUGGCUGUCCUAUGGACACUGGCUUAUGGCAGAACAGAGUUAGCGAACAUGAUGGACGAAACUGAAGUGUGUGAUCCGAAAACAGGCAUCGUUUACAAGUUCUUCCCUCAGUUUAGAAACAGAUGGGAUCUCGCUAGGGAUAAGUGCCAAGACGAUGGCGGAAAGCUGGCCACCAUAAACUACCAAGGACUGCAUAGACGAAUUAAGAGACAUAUCAAUGCCUACCCUGACACUUUGACGCCCCAGGGCUUGGGAUACUGGUUUGGAUUGAACGACAGAAUUGAAGAGGGUGUAUACAAAUUCGUGGACAACGAAGACUUUGUCUACACGGAAGGCUGGUACUCCGAGGCUCUUGGGGGAGUUAUGGUCUCACAGCCCAAUAACAAUGUCGACGAAGAUUGCCAUGGACAGGACUGUGGUCAGUUAUGGCGACGUCCCAAAUCAGGUCCAGCAUAUGACUUUGAUGAUGCUUACUGUCUGGAGCUUAAAUCGUUCAUAUGUGAAUAUCCAGCAGGCACUGGCGGAUGUGUUAUUGAAGCUUAGAAUGCAUAAUGCAGAACUCUAAAGUGGAAAUAUUUUUGCUUCAGCAUCAGCACGAAACAACUGAACGACGCAACGAAAAUAAUUAAUGAGACGAACUUCUCCUCCAAUCAGAAAUAUGUUACAAAUAAAAAUGUAUAGGUAUUCAGUAAUUUAGUUAUGUGUAUUUAUUGUUCAUAGUACGGUAAACCAAUAAUAAACCAAUAACUCACCAAA
This is a messenger RNA of Saccoglossus kowalevskii, 916 nucleotides long. Its product is annotated as salivary C-type lectin 1-like. Lineage: Eukaryota; Metazoa; Hemichordata; Enteropneusta; Harrimaniidae. The record is from RefSeq and is a predicted model, not a curated record.